Pan troglodytes (chimpanzee) is the source of this 4050-nucleotide messenger RNA. RefSeq names its product glucosamine-phosphate N-acetyltransferase 1 (gene GNPNAT1). NCBI's taxonomy places the organism in Eukaryota, Metazoa, Chordata, Mammalia, Primates, Hominidae. Gene Ontology annotation, molecular function: glucosamine 6-phosphate N-acetyltransferase activity. The coding region runs from base 278 to 736 and encodes 152 amino acids. The transcript is spliced from 7 exons. The record is from RefSeq and is a predicted model, not a curated record.
CCGCCCCUCGCUCUCCGGGCCUGGGCGGGUGGCGCCUUGGCCUCCGCCUCCGCUCGCCUGCGCGCGGCCCUGCGUGAGGGGGCAGAGGCGGGGUGGAGGCGUUGGCGCUGCCACGUCUGGGCCGCGGUUCCCAACUGUGGCGCGGGCGGUGGAGGAGGAGGUGGGGCUGGCGCUGAAGCCGGAUCCGGAUCCGGUGCUGUGCACACUGGUGGGGGAGAGUCCGACGCGCCUGGCUAGGAGCGCCGACCGCAGGGCCUCUACGGACCUUACUAGAAAAAUGAAACCUGAUGAAACUCCUAUGUUUGACCCAAGUCUACUCAAAGAAGUGGACUGGAGUCAGAAUACAGCUACAUUUUCUCCAGCCAUUUCCCCAACACAUCCUGGAGAAGGCUUGGUUUUGAGACCUCUUUGUACUGCUGACUUAAAUAGAGGUUUUUUUAAGGUAUUGGGUCAGCUAACAGAGACUGGAGUUGUCAGCCCUGAACAAUUUAUGAAAUCUUUUGAGCAUAUGAAGAAAUCUGGGGAUUAUUAUGUUACAGUUGUAGAAGAUGUGACUCUAGGACAGAUUGUUGCUACGGCAACUCUGAUUAUAGAACAUAAAUUCAUCCAUUCCUGUGCUAAGAGAGGAAGAGUAGAAGAUGUUGUUGUUAGUGAUGAAUGCAGAGGAAAGCAGCUUGGCAAAUUAGAUGGGGUUUUGCCGUGUUUCCCAGGCUGGUGUCAAACCCCUGGGCGCUAGCGAUCGCCUGCCUCGGCUUCCCAGAGUGCUAGGAUUACAGGUUAUUAUCAACCCUUACUUUGCUAAGCAAGAAACUGAACUGUUACAAGAUUACCCUUGAAUGUCUACCACAAAAUGUUGGUUUCUAUAAAAAGUUUGGAUAUACUGUAUCUGAAGAAAACUACAUGUGUCGGAGGUUUCUAAAGUAAAAAUCUUGUAAGAAAAUUGUCAAAGGGGCUAAUGCUACAAGGCUACACUCUUCCUAGAGUUGAAAUAUUUUGUUGCUGCAGCCGAGUGACCUCCAUAAAUACUGGACUGAAAAAACAUUGUAAUACUACAAGUAUAAUGACAUUUAGAAGAUUACUUUGGGCUGGUGGGACAUGCUGUGAAUUUAGAUUACAAAUGAAUAUUAUAAAGGGGAUGAUUUUUAACCAAAGGAAUAUAUUUUUAACUUGAAUCUUUUCUUGCAUUGUAUUUUUCUAAAAGUUUGGCUUCCUUUCUUGGUAGUCAGGAUUAUGGGUAAUAAGGAGUUAUAUGUCUGCUAUCUGUGUUGCUCAUUUAAAAAAAGUAUACAUUGAAUAAGGCUGUUUAUCACAUGCAUAAAAUUAAAUAUUUUCGUUUCAAAGAAACAUCUCAAUACACUUAGGGGUGUAUUGUUUCCCACAUAUUAAGUCAGGGUGGAUAAAUUAGUUAUUAUAACUAAACAUAGUAUAUAGCCCAACAUUCGUUGAUCCCAAUACAGGCAAACAACCUGGUCAACCUUUUGAAGUAGAAGAAAUGAAAAUUACUUGACAAGAUUAAAAGUAAAACAAUUUAAAUGUUUUACUGAAAGCUUAUAUAGUAUAGUCUAUGUAGAUAAAAAGUACCACUUGUCUUUUCUGUGAAUUAUGACUAUUCAUUUGUUAAAAAUACCUAAGAGCAAUUAUAGUGGGACAUCUAAGGUCCUUUUUAAACAGUGAAUUAGCAAACCUCAGCCUAUGUGUUUCUACCCUGAUUUUUUUCUUUUCAUGGGUAUCUGAAGCCUCUAAGUUUUUUCAAAAAUGGAGUAUCACAAAAUUGAGUGAAACACAAUACUUAAUGUAUUGUACUAGAUUGCCAAAUUCAUAAAAUGUUAAUGGAAGCUUUACUUUUUGAUGUGAUUAUAAUGGCACUAUUCUGGUCAUUAUCCUAUUUUGAUUUUAUUUAAUUUUUUAAAGUUGAAGAAUUAAAUAUUUUAAUGGUUCUAAUCUUUUGCAUUCCAUGUUGCAUUAAACCUGUUCAUAUGAGUAGUCUUCUGUUAGAAUCACAUCUGUGCUUUUCUUGAGUCUGCUGUUGAACUAUUAGAUUGUCAUAAUUCAUAAAAUUUUAGUUUAAUGUGCUCUUUGUAAAAUGAAAUUGUAAAGAAAAUACCAGUGUUUCUCAUCCCAUUGACUCACGCCACGUCAUCUGGAUUUUGGAUUUCCCUCCAUGCAGCCAGCUAUAGUUGGCUUUCCAAAACAACAGAAAUCCUUCACCAAUAGAGUGCACUACUUACCUGCUUAUAGCCUAUACAGACGAACUGAUCUGUCCUUCGUGAAACGCAACAAAGCUAGUUCUGUCUUUUCAGAAGUCCUACAACCUUGACAAAGAGUAGUUUUAUCAGGUAAAUCCUGGUAAUUAAAAACGCAUGUUUUUAAAAAUUAGCCUGGUAAGGCCGGGUGCAGUGGCUCACGCCUGUAAUCCCAGCACUUUGGGAGGCUGAGGUGGGCAGAUCACAAGGUCAGGAGUUUGAGACCAGCCUGACCAAAAUGGUGAAACCCUGUCUCUACUAAAAAAAAGAAAAAUUAGCCAGACGCGGUGGCAUGCGCCUGUAAUCCCAGCUACUCAGGAAGCUGAGGCGAGAGAAUCGCUUGAACCCGGGAGGCAAAGGUUGCAGUGAGCCGAGAUCACACCACUGCACUCCAGCCUGGCGACAGAGCGAGACUCCAUCUCAAAACAAAACAAAAAAAAUUAGCCUACUUAAAGGCAAAACUAAAUGCUUUAUUACCUUUCUUACCACUGAACAAUUUGAGGUAAAAUCAUUCACAAGGUUGGCACUUCAGUAAAUCCCUUUAAAUAGUGUUCCUAAGAUAUCUCUUAAAUCCUCCCAUAGGAAAUAGAAUUACAGGUAAGGUACACCAUACAAAAAUUGUGUCAUUGAGGACAAUGGUGAUCUGUAAUUUUAGUUGAGUAUGUUUAUGAUUUUUGAAGCCAUAUGGUGAGUAAAUGUAAAUAUGAAAAAAGUGCUACAUAAAACACUUCUUAAACUUUUUUUUUUUAAAAACUGCUCCUUGUGGAGCAGGACUACCCCAUAGGCAUUGUACCCACAAUAGAUAGCCUUUUGUUGUUGUUGUUGUUGAGACAAGGUCUCGCUGUUGCCCAGGCUAGAGUGCAGGGGCACAAUCACCACACACUGCCACCUCAAUCUCCUGGGCUCAAAUGAUCUUUCCACCUCAGCCUCCCAUGUGGCUGGGACUAUAGGUGCAUGCCACCACACCCAGCUAAUUAAAAAAAUUUUUUGUGUGGAGUCUAUGUUGCCCAGGCUGGUCUCUUAACUCCUAGGCUCAAGUUAUCCUCCCACCUCAGCCUCCCAAAGUGCUUGGAUGACAGGUGCGAGCCACUGCACCUGGCCCACAUUUUUUAAAGAGACAGUGUCCCACUCCAUCACCCAGGCUGGAGUCCAGUGGUGUGAUCAUAGCUCACUGCAUCCUCCAGUUCCUGGGUUCAAGCCAUCCCUCCUGCCUCAGCCUCCCCAGUAGCUGGAACUACAGGUGUGUGCCAUCACACCUGGCUUUACAUUUUUCUGUGGGGUCUUACUAUAUUGCCCAAGCCAGUCUCAAACUCCUGAGCUCAAGUGAUCCUCUGCCUCAGCCUCCAGAGUAUCUGGGAUUACAUAUGUCGGCUACCGUGUCUGGCCGUUCACAUCUUUGGCCACUAUUUGCUUGUGAAAAGGUAUAAUGAGGUGGUACUUAUCAUUUUUACUGUGUCUCAUGUUUUGUAUACUUUUGUUUCAUCAACUAAGAUGCACUGUAACAUCUCUGAAAUCUGGAUAUAUUAUCAAUGGUUUAUCAUAGUUUUGUUAGCAAUACACUGUCUUUUAGUGGUGCCUAAAAUAAUGGUAUAGUUGUGAGGUGAUCUUAGAUUUGAUGAAGCACAGUAUGCAGGUAGGCCUAAUGGGGGAAGAUGGUAAUAUAAAAGCAAGAAGUAUUUUUUUUUUUUUGUAAUGACUGAAAGCUGUUCUGUGGAUGACCUACCCUUUCCUUUAAACACGAUUCUCUCACUUCCAACUCCAAACUUGCUCAACUAAUCCUUAAAAAUAAACUUGAGCUGGAAUUUGA